AUGGUGACCGGGGUCCGGCCAAUCACAGGCUUCCCCAUGGCCGAGGACCCGGAAGCGGCGGCUGACGGUCUCUCCGGCUUCACGGUGUUCGCCGCCUCCCCGCGGGAGGACGUGGCUUACGCUAAGGUUUUCUGGAACUCGCUGUCGCUCCAACCGCCGCUCGAGUCCCGCCUCGUGUCCGGGGACAUCACACAGCGCCUGAGGGUGGCGCCGGCCGUGGGCAGCGACCGAUGUCGUUGCCGCCUCUCCAGUGCAGACAAAAAGGCCAGACAGAAGGAGAUUGCGUUUGAAAUGAAGAUGAAAGCUGAGCAAAAGGCUGUGUAUUUGGAGAAGGCUAAGAAACGGAAAGAGAUUUUAGUUUUAAUCCAACAGCGGAGAGAGCAGAGCAUCCAGAGAGAACGUGUGUACCGCCCCUACAGGCCCCAGAGGGUGUCCGAGCCUCGACUGCGCCCCACAAGCCCGGACUUUAACAAGGAGGUUGAGGAGACCUAUCAAGCACUGCGUAUGUGUGACUGACGUGGGGGAGAGGCUCAGACUCUCCGCUGUUUGGGCUCAGUCCCCGAUCCCUUUCCUUUAUAAUAAAUCAUCACUUGCAGUUGAUCACUGCUCACUGACGCUGGUCCUCUCCCAACACUGAUUUACUACCAAAUAUAAUGACUGUUAUUUAGCAAAUCGCUAAUCCGUGCCAGUACCGCCCCCCACAUACACACACUCUCUCACAGGUACACACUUGCACACUCGCUGAUGAACAUUUAACACACACUCUAGCACACUCAGGCACACGCUUUCUCACGCACUGAUCCGAAUGCUCAACCACACUCACACGCUUAGUUGCACUCAUUGACACACAUUCCAUCACACACGCUCACUCUGGCAUGCAUGCACACACAAGUGCACACUUACACAACCACUGACACAAAUGCUCAAUCACUCUCACACUCAGUCACACUCACUGACAAACACUCAAUCACUUACGCUCGUACACUCAGUCUCACACACUGACACAUAAUUGCACGCUCACUGACACGCUCACUG
Messenger RNA from Callorhinchus milii (elephant shark), 1035 nucleotides. RefSeq names its product HOATZ cilia and flagella associated protein (gene hoatz). NCBI's taxonomy places the organism in Eukaryota, Metazoa, Chordata, Chondrichthyes, Chimaeriformes, Callorhinchidae. The transcript has 6 exons. Bases 1 to 516 code for a protein of 171 amino acids. Gene Ontology annotation, biological process: cilium assembly. The record is from RefSeq and is a predicted model, not a curated record.